AUGUCCGAUCUUGAUGUUUGCAAUCUUGCUCAUGAUGGAAAAUUUAAAGAGUUAUUUGAGCGCAUUUAUUCUAAUCCAAAGUUGACAACAUUGAAAGACAGUUCUGGUCGAACGAUUUUGCACUGGGCUGUCUGUGGAGGUCACGUUGAUUUGGUAAAGCGUCUCAUUCAAGGAGGAUGUAGUCCUGAUGAGCCGGAUUCAUCUGAAUGGACUCCCUUAAUGAUUGCAGCAUCCGCCGGUCAUGAAAAUAUAGUGACUUAUCUUCUAGAUUCAGGUCUUUCAGUUAACGUCAAUACAGUCAAUUCAACUGGUCAAAACUGUCUACAUUAUGCAGCUUCUCGAAAUCGUAUUUCAAUAGCUAGACAACUACUCCUUGCGGGAAUUCAAGCAGAUCUUCGAGAUUGGGGUGGCAACACUCCUCUUCAUAGAGCUGUAACAAAGGGUCAUUCAGAGAUGUGCAAAAUGCUCUUGGCUGGAGAUGCACUUGAGGGUGCGCCCAGUAAUGGGAAAAUCGAUAAAUGCUCUCCCAACACUCCUAAUGAUGCCGGGCAAACGCCUCUACAUAAUGCCUGUGAAGAAGGAUCUGGUGAAAUUGUUCGAAUUCUACUCGCUGCUGGUGGAGAUUUAUCUGUAAAAGACAAAGAGGGCAAGACACCUGCCGACUUGGCACCUGACAAACUUCGAGUAUCUAUGCCUAAAGACCUCAAACUACAGCCACCCUAA
Messenger RNA from Rodentolepis nana, 723 nucleotides. Lineage: Eukaryota; Metazoa; Platyhelminthes; Cestoda; Cyclophyllidea; Hymenolepididae. The record is from the annotation of a GenBank genome assembly.